AUGGUGGGAAAACGGAGUUCAGCAGCCACGACGGCGGCGUCACCUGCUCGGCAGAGGCCUCCAAGGCGUUCCGCAGCUCGUGCUCCUCCAAACGGAGCUGCUUCCUCCUCUCCUGCCUCCGCUUCUGCGCGUUCCCCUGCUUCUUCGUCAAAGAGAAAGCCGAGGAGAAGGGUCGACAAGGACGAAGAGGCCCGGAUGGAAGCUAACAAGAAGGCUUCAAAUCUGAGGAAAACGGCGGACGAGGAGGUGGACGAGGUGGAGGAGGUGGAUGGGGCGGACGAAGAGGAGGUGGCGGUGGUGAAAGGGAAGAGGAAGGCAAAAGCGAAGGAAGUGGAGGAGGAGGAAGAGGAGCAGGAGGAGCAGGAGAGUGAGGAUGCGUCCGUGGACGAGAAGGACGUGAUUCCGAAGCGGGAGGCGAACGCACGGUGGCCAAAGCGGUGCAAGGAGGUGAAGGGAGUCAAGCACUACUCGGCAGUCACCAUGGACGGUCACCUGUACAAGCUCGGCGACGAUGUUACUGUGCAGGGCGAGCCCAACGGUCAUGACUUCAUGGGUACGAUCAAGGAGAUAUUCAAGCCCGCCAAGGGAGAAGUGUCAUGCUUAUUACGCUGGUACUUCCGGUACAGCGAUACGGCCAUGGGGGCGUUGGGGGACGGCAUUGUGGAUCCGCGCUUGUGCUUCUGGUCGCGGGAGACUGACGACAACCCUGCCAGCUGCAUCACAGGGAGGGUCAGAGUCAAGCGAGUCAAACCUCCGUCGGGCCCCAAGGAGCCGCUGGACAUACCAGGAGACGUGGACUUCGUGUACCACUACAUGUACUCUUAUGACUUCGCCUCCUUCUCCGACAUUCCCAAUGAUGAGUGCGAGCAAAAGCUGGACUGCCUCCCGGACCCGCCGGCCGUCCACCCACCUGGAUCAAACGGGGUGAAUGGAACGGAAGAGAGCGAGAAACACGAGGUGGCAAGGAAGGCCGAGUGCAAUGGAAUGCAUGGGGGAGAUGGAGGAGAGAAGGCCGUGCAGAGCAAGGAGGAGGAGGGGGCUACUGGGAAGGAUGAGAGUGGCCUGGGAGAUGAGUGUCUUGUGGAGCUGGAAGAUAAGAAGGCAGAUGGGAAGACAGAAGGCACAGCGGUGGAAGGUGUAAAGGUGGAGAGUGGUGGGGCAGUGGGGGGUGUGAGUGAGGUGGGAGUUGAUAAUCAGGAGCAGGGCGAGGAAGGAAAGGGGGAAAAUGGGAAGGGAGAGAAAGGAAAAGGGGAAAGUGGAAAGGGAAACGAAGGGAAGGAGGUGGAAGGGAAGGCAGGUGUGAAGGUUGAAGAUCCUGCAGUAGGCAGUAUGAAUGUGGAGAAUGGGGGGCCAUUGAAUGAUGCUGGUGAGACGGGAGAUAAUCAGAAAAAGCGCGAAAAAUUGCAGGGAGAAAAUGGGAAGGGAGAGGACGGAAAGAAAGAGGAAGGCCAAGAAGGUAUGAAGGUGGAGAGUGGUGGGGCAGUUGAGGGUGCGGGUGGGGUGGGAGAUCAGGAGAAGGACGAAGAAGGGAAGCAAGAAGAAGGCACAGGUGAGGAAGGAAAGGGACAGGAAGGAAAGGGAGAGGAAGGAAAGGGAGAGAAAGGGAGGAAGGAAGGAAGCGAGGGGAACAAGAAGGAAGAGGACGGGAAGGAGGACCAAGGAGAGAAGACGAGCAAAGCUGCAUCGGCCGGCAAGAAGGGGCGGCUUUCGGGAGGCGGGGCUCGGGCUGCUGCCGCCCCUGCUACAGUGACUCUGCCGCCCCAGACCAUGCGUCUGAGGAUGCUGGACAUGUACAGUGGCUGCGGUGCCAUGUCGACGGGGAUUGAGAUGGGUGGCACUCCCAGAGGCGUCACCAUUGACACUGUGAGUUUUGAGCCAGCUCAAAAGGCUUCUGCUGCAGAUCAUGCCUCCGACCAGUGCUGGUCCGUGGACUUCAACGCAGCUGCAUGCGAGAGCAUGAAGUACAACCACCCGCUCUGCCAGGUGCGCAAUGAGACUGCAGACGAGUUCCUGGCGAUUCUGAAAGAGCUGCCGACCCUGCUGGAGCGUUAUGCUGUGUCCUCCGGUGAAAACGGUGUGUCUACAGCAGCAGCGGCAGCAGCAGUGUUCAUGGAUGCGGAUGGUGAGAAGGGCGGCAAGGCUGUUGCUCACAAACACAAGGUCGUGCACCACUCACACCACCAGCACCAGGAGGAGAAGCAGCAGCACCAGGAGCAAGAUCAGGAGCAGGGAGGUGAAGGGUCAAAGGCGAAGGUGGAAAACACCAAGGAGGUGGAAAUGGGAGAUGCGGAGGAGGCUGCAGGAGUGGAAGAGACAAAGGAGGAGAUUGAGGAGGAGAUAGAGGAGGUGGAGGCGAAAGGAAGGGGGAAGAGGAAGGGGAGGGUGUCGGCUGAUGAGGAUGGGAAUAGGAGGACCUCAGGCCGGAACAAGCGGCAGAAGAGCAACGGUGCUGCUGCCAGCAAGGGCAGCUAUGGGAAGGAGAGUGGGAAGACACAGGAGGAAGAUGAAGAGAGCAGUGAUGAGGAGAUUGAUGAGGGGGAGUUUGAGGUGGGGCGGAUCGUCGGGGUGAGGUACAUUGCUGCCACGGAGAAGGGACGGCCAGCUGGCAUUUACUUCAAGGUUCAGUGGAAGGGGUACGGACCAGAGGAGGACACCUGGGAGGCAGAAGAGAGCCUCGGCUCGUGCAAGCUGGCUAUCCGGGACUAUCUGGUGGAGGUGAAGGAGAAGAAGCUGCUACCUCUGCCGGGCGAUGUGGAUAUCAUCUGUGGAGGGCCGCCGUGCCAGGGCGGCGAUGUGGACAUCAUCUGUGGAGGCCCCCCAUGCCAGGGCGUGAGCGGCUUCAACAGGUUUCGCAACACUGAGGACCCUCUGGCAUGUGAGAAGAACCGGCAGCUGAUUGUGUUCAUGGACCUGGUGGGUUGGCUGGCGCCCACGUGGGUGCUCAUGGAGAACGUGGUUGACCUCAUGAAGUUCAAAGAGGGCAUCCUCGCCAAAUACGCCAUCGCCCGCCUUGUGGCCAUGGGGUACAAGAACGUGGUUGACCUCAUGAAGUUCAAAGAGGGCAUUUUGGCCAAAUCUGCCAUCGCCCGCCUCUUCGCCAUGGGGUACAAGUCUCGCACGGGGAUCAUUGCAGCCGGUUGCUUUGGAGUCGCCCAUCAAGGAAAAAUUUUCACCCUAUUCCCCGUGCCUGCCCCACAUUCCCCUCCUUUCCCCCAUCCCCCCCUGCCUCCCCCCUCUUUCUCUCCCCUCCCCCUCCUUUCCCUCCCCUCCUUCCCCGUCCCUUCCCCUUCCCCCCUCCUCUCUUGUCCACCUUUGCCAUCGCAGGCGCUUCCAAGCUUUCCCUUACCCACACAUCUCGUCGCGAAGGAGAGAGGCUCUGUGCCCACCCGCUGGAUGAGGAACUUUGUUGGGUGGGAGGAGAAGUCUCCUGUGUUGAAGACGCUGAAGCCGGCACUCGUGCUCAAGGACGUGAUAUCUGAUCUCCCACCGCUGCUGGACCACCGUACGCACAACCUCAACGCCGAUGACUUCUAUCGCGUGGAGAGGAUUCCCAAACGCGAGGGAGCAUGUUUCCGCGACCUGCCAGGAGUGCUAACUGACCCUGUCACCAAGAAGUGCUCUCUGGACAAGACUCUCCAGCCCCGCCCGUUCAUCCCGCACUCAGGCAGUCCUCUGUGCCCUGACUAUGCCAUCUCAUUCGUGAAAGGCACCUCCUUCAAGCCCUUUGCUCGUCUGUGGUGGAAUGACACGGUCCCAACUGUUGUCACACGACCCGAGCCUCACAACCAGAAAAUUCUUCACCCGGAGCAAGAUCGAGUGCUGACAGUGAGGGAGAAUGCUCGGCUUCAGGGCUUCCCAGACCAUUACAAGCUGUUCGGCGAUGCCAAGGAACGGUACUGCCAAGUGGGCAACGCUGUAUCAGUCCCGAUUGCCAUGGCUCUCGGAUACUCCAUCGCAGGAGCUGCACUAGGAGGCACCUCCACUGCCACCUAUGGCCUCCCAAGCUCCUUUCCCUAUUUUCACUGA
Closterium sp. NIES-65 is the source of this 4026-nucleotide messenger RNA. Lineage: Eukaryota; Viridiplantae; Streptophyta; Zygnematophyceae; Desmidiales; Closteriaceae. The record is from the annotation of a GenBank genome assembly.